Molecule: messenger RNA, 408 nt
Organism: Oldenlandia corymbosa var. corymbosa
Lineage: Eukaryota; Viridiplantae; Streptophyta; Magnoliopsida; Gentianales; Rubiaceae
Source: the annotation of a GenBank genome assembly
AUGACCCGUUUUGGUAUUGCUCCGGAUGUAGUCACUUACAACAUUUUGGCAGACUCAUAUAAUGUUAUCUUGAAAGGAAUGUUUCAAUUAGGGGAGUGCAGUGCUGCCAAAGAACUUGUUAGAUUGGAUCCAGAUGUUGUGACAUAUACUAGGAUGAUAACUGCGCUAUGCAAAGAAGGCUUGCUAGAGGAAGCUAAUGAAGUUUUUAUUCAAAUGGAAGCAAAUGGUUGUCUGGCUAAUGAGAUUACUUACAAUGCAAUCAUCCGAGUACUGAUUAAGGGUGAUAAGUAUGAUGAUGCUGCAGUUUAUCUUCAAGAAAUGCGAAGUAAAGGAUUUGUUUUGAAUUUAUCUAACUCAUCAGAUGUGCUAAAUAUAAUCUCCAGGAAAAAAAAGUGUAGCUCUUCAUAA